GCCGCCCCGAGCCCCGCUCCCUGGGUCAACUUCUCCCACUUCGAUGGCAACCUGUCCGACCCGUGUGGCCCGAACCGCUCCGAGCUGGGCGGGAGCGACGGCCUGUGCCCUCCGAGCAGCAGCCCCUCCAUGGUCACGGCCGUCACCAUCAUGGCCCUCUACUCCAUCGUGUGUGUGGUGGGUCUCUUUGGAAACUUCCUGGUCAUGUAUGUGAUUGUCAGAUACACCAAAAUGAAGACUGCCACCAAUAUCUACAUCUUCAACCUUGCUCUGGCAGAUGCCUUGGCCACCAGCACGCUGCCGUUCCAGAGUAUCAAUUACCUCAUGGGAACGUGGCCCUUUGGAACCAUCCUCUGCAAGAUGGUGAUCUCCAUAGAUUACUACAACAUGUUCACCAGCAUAUUCACCCUCUGCACCAUGAGCGUGGACCGCUACAUCGCAGUCUGCCACCCCGUCAAGGCCCUAGACUUCCGUACCCCCCGCAAUGCCAAAAUCAUCAACGUCUGCAACUGGAUCCUCUCCUCGGCCAUUGGCCUGCCUGUGAUGUUCAUGGCAACAACCAAGUACAGGCAUGGGUCCAUAGACUGCACGCUAACCUUCUCUCACCCAGCCUGGUACUGGGAAAACCUGCUGAAGAUCUGCGUGUUCAUCUUCGCCUUCGUCAUGCCGGUGCUCAUCAUCACGGUGUGCUACGGCCUCAUGAUCUUACGCCUCAAGAGCGUCCGGAUGCUCUCUGGCUCCAAAGAAAAAGACAGGAACCUUCGAAGAAUCACCAGGAUGGUGCUGGUGGUCGUGGCCGUGUUCAUUGUCUGCUGGACCCCCAUUCACAUCUACGUGAUCAUCAAAGCCUUGAUCACGAUCCCAGAAACGACUUUCCAGACCGUCUCCUGGCACUUCUGCAUCGCUCUGGGCUACACCAACAGCUGCCUGAACCCGGUGCUCUACGCAUUUCUGGACGAGAACUUCAAGCGAUGCUUCAGAGAGUUCUGCAUCCCACCGCCCUCCACCGUCCCGCAGCAGGGCUCGGCCCGAAGGCGCCAGAGCGCCAGGGAGCAGCCCUCCACGGCCAACACAGUGGACAGGACCACCCACCAGCUGGAAAAUCUGGAAGCAGAAACUGCUCCAUUGCCCUAACUGGGUUUUGUGCCACUGAGCCCCUCACUGAGCUUAGAUGCCCCCCAUCUCAUGUGGAAGCAGGUCACUGCCAGAGUGUGUGGGAGGUUCUAGUUCUCUAGGAAAGUGCCUGCUCUGAGUCAUCAAAACCCUUUCCUCUCUGGCCACCUCACUCUGCAUUAUUAGAGG
Miniopterus natalensis is the source of this 1302-nucleotide messenger RNA. NCBI's taxonomy places the organism in Eukaryota, Metazoa, Chordata, Mammalia, Chiroptera, Miniopteridae. The record is from RefSeq and is a predicted model, not a curated record.